AUGCUGCUAAUGUUGGUCGUCCAAAGGGAUCUUUUUCGAUGGAGCGCGACUAUAUUCUCGUCGAGAUCGUUCGCCUCAGAUCUCUUCACUGCUGCUCGGACGUCCAACGCGACAUCUCCUAUCUUGUAUCCUGUGUUAGACAUCUUCAACCAUAAACUCGGAGCGCAAGUCAGCUGGAAAUUCGAAAGAGGCAAUUUUACACUGUCUUUGCAGACUACCGUCAAACAGGGACAACAGAUCUUCAACAACUACUCAGCGAAGGGGAACGAAGAAUUACUCUUGGGAUUCGGCUUCUGCAUCCCAGACAACCCACACGACCGUGUCGCCGUUCGGAUUGGCCAAGUGGAACCGUUCGUUCAUACAAGAUUACGCAAGACUCUCCCAGAUCAUUGGCGAUCAGAGCUUUGGAAGUCGGAAGAAUCUGUCUUCUACAUCUCGCUCAAGCUACACAAUGGCGGUGAACCCUCAAAAGCCCACGACAUCCCAAAACUAAAAUGUCUGGAACAUAUUCCUGCGGAGUUGACGAAGUCAGUUUACAUUAUCGUCGACGCAUACGCGGAGAACGUGGUCUUCGAGAACGCGUUCGUAAAAUCGAAACAAGUGUGGGCAAACACUGUUGAUGUGCUACUCACUACUUUGGAGAGAAGCCUCCAGGAGAUUCAUCAAUGGGAUAGCGAGUUGACAGACUGUACAAUGACUUCGGGAGCAAAGGCUGCGUCAGUAUACAGAGAGGGACAGAUGAAGAUACUGCAAGCAGUAACCUCUGAACUAAGGGCGUUUCUAACUCCCCUUCGUACUGGAGCUAUUAAUAUCCUGGACUUGUUCUGA
This is a messenger RNA of Alternaria arborescens, 828 nucleotides long. RefSeq lists its product as hypothetical. The coding region runs from base 1 to 828 and encodes 275 amino acids. Gene Ontology annotation, cellular component: nucleus. The record is from RefSeq and is a predicted model, not a curated record. The transcript is spliced from 2 exons. Gene Ontology annotation, molecular function: protein-lysine N-methyltransferase activity. NCBI's taxonomy places the organism in Eukaryota, Fungi, Ascomycota, Dothideomycetes, Pleosporales, Pleosporaceae. Gene Ontology annotation, biological process: peptidyl-lysine monomethylation.